Molecule: messenger RNA, 2007 nt
Organism: Cladophialophora bantiana CBS 173.52
Lineage: Eukaryota; Fungi; Ascomycota; Eurotiomycetes; Chaetothyriales; Herpotrichiellaceae
Exons: 1
Coding region: 1-2007 (668 amino acids)
Biological process (GO): double-strand break repair
Cellular component (GO): site of double-strand break; nucleus
Source: RefSeq, a predicted model, not a curated record
AUGGCCAGCCUCACUUCCACGCACCGCGGGUUCGACUCUGCCAGCUUGACCGUUGCUCCCACCCAGAACACCGCUCCCGUUCAUGAAUUCCGCUGCCUCUACACGCGCGACCUGCACAAGAAGGCCAAGAAAUGGCACGAUGGCUCUCUGCGUUUCCACACCUUCAACCGACGCGUCAUGGUCUACGACGACGCGAAAAAUUACAUUGGGGACCUCCACUAUAGGCAAGAGGGGGAAUUUGCAGAGGGCGUUGAGAUCCAGCUAGACCGCGGUGUUAUGGUGGAAGUCGGAGAGCGUCUCGGUGAGACUCAAACAGACUUGGCCCCAAUUCUCGAAAGAUCACGACCAGAAAAGCCUGCUCUUCCACCCCGACAGGCAGCGGCCCUUGCAAAUCGCCCUUUGUCAACCGGCCCCUCUCAAAGACCCAAGUCGUUGCUAGAAGUGCUGGGACCUUCUCAAGGUCGACUCGGGCGUGCAAGAUUACCCGUGCACUCUCCUUAUGAACAGAGAUGGUCAUCCAGUCGCGUCGACCCAGUUGAAUCGCCUCGAAAACGACUGCGACUUGAUCGUGACAAGGAGAACCAUUUCGAUCAUGUCCACCACCCGGAUAGAUCUGCAAGGCCUCGCUUACCUCAGCCCAUGCAGCCAAGUAAGACCGUUCCGCAAACCGCUCGCUGCUGCGGAGCUCCAACGGAAUGCGAAGACUUGAUCGAAUUGUCGUCAGACGAAGAACCUCCAAGUAAACGGCAGCCCACAAAGCCGGCGAGGCUGGGAACUGUACCUAGUGAAUAUCAAAGGGGAAGCCCGGACAAGCAAUGGUUUAGACCUGAACUGUUAUGUCCGAGCCCAACAGCUCUUCCUCAAGUGGAUUACAAUAAAGCGAAACCGAGCAAAGAGAGACUGAAGAGAUCUAGCCCCCCUGGAAAUCCGAAGAAAUCCACCAAUGGCGAGUCUUUGGACGCGUUCCCUCCGCCAGUCGCUCACCGUUCACGACUGCUAAUCGGCCAACCGAAGCCAAGGCCCAGACUGACAUGUCUGCUUCCGUUCUGUAAAGGUACAUCAAGGCCACAAACCCUGGAAGGUUGCUGCCAACUGUCGCCUCGAAAGAGUAUCAGCACAUCCUCUCCUCGUGAGGAAGAAGCGUCGUUAUCGAAGCGCGCGGCCCGGGCCCAUCUCGAUGACGGUAGGCAACCAAUUCAGAUUCCGUACUCCGGCCAGUCGAGCGCACGUGAGCUGGUCCAGGACGACAACAUCAAUUCCAGCCCGCUGUUCAUACCAGAGCAGAAGUCUGCGCGGAACUCACCUUCUCCCAGACCACUUCCGACCCAGGAGGAAUUUCCCUUUCCCGGGUCUGACGACAGUGAGCCGUGUCAAAGUCUACCGAAAUCUAAUGUCCCGUCGUCUGCCACAGCUCACCCGGUGACUGUACCCGCACAGCAGCUUCAGGUGGAUGUUCAAGCAGCGGUCAAUGCUCAGUGCCUGCGUCCAAAACCUCCCUUGGAGCUCGAUCCACAAAGUCCCAACCAGCCCCUCCUGUUACCGGAACGACCCGACGGCUUUGAUACACGUCCAUUCCGACGAGUCAUGUCUGAAAAUGAUGCUCUGGGGAACGGCACAUUAACUCUGAUACCAGACCAUGCUGUCCCUCAACCACGGAACCCUUCGCCAGUGCUAAGCAACCUAGCGGCGAGGAGUCCGGCCAAGUCUGAGAGCCCAAGCAAACUCCAGCGAUGCGCCUCAGAGACAAAUGCAGUGGACAGAGACAACCAACAGAUGGGAGGGCUGACCGAAGAGGGCUCCAACGGGCCUACAGGACCUUGGACCGCAGACGAGGCGUUUCUCCUGUUUGACUGGUGGCCUGCCGCCAUGGAGAAGCCGGUAUACUGGAAAGACGAGAUGGAACCUGUCUUGCCGCGAGGCAUGCCCGCAGCUGUGCCGGAUGUUCGGGCUGGUAUUACAACAGCGCGCCGGUUCCUGUUUCUUCGCAACGAUAUAAAUGUGUUAUGA